This is a messenger RNA of Torulaspora delbrueckii, 1170 nucleotides long. It is a transcript of the gene TAM41, whose product is annotated as putative phosphatidate cytidylyltransferase. NCBI's taxonomy places the organism in Eukaryota, Fungi, Ascomycota, Saccharomycetes, Saccharomycetales, Saccharomycetaceae. Gene Ontology annotation, biological process: cardiolipin biosynthetic process; CDP-diacylglycerol biosynthetic process. Gene Ontology annotation, molecular function: phosphatidate cytidylyltransferase activity. Gene Ontology annotation, cellular component: mitochondrion. The transcript has a single exon. Bases 1 to 1170 code for a protein of 389 amino acids. The record is from RefSeq and is a predicted model, not a curated record.
AUGUUGAGAGUGAAAAAUAGUACACCGAAGUUGCGGGGCAAGUUGACAUUGAGGUUGGCACACUAUACAAAGCCUUCCAUUAGAUUUGAGAGCUCCCUGGCGAAGAACUCACGUGAAUCAAAUGAUAACGGUAGAGACGUUUUACUUGGGGUUUCCAAUUCGGCAAACCUCGAUCAAGAAAAGAAUCCGAAGCAGCCGAUCGAAAAUGAUUUGGUUCUGCUGGAGAGAGGAAUCAAGAAAUCUGAUGAGUUGACUUCAAAUUUCACUGAUUAUUUGUACAAAUUCAAUAGGUUACCAGCAGAUUUUGGGUCGAAUCAACUACUGACAAUUGAUGCUGAUUUGCAAAGAGAACUUCGUGGCAUUAUGUCAGCAUUUAAUGCACCAGUCAGGUAUGCAUUCGGGUAUGGUUCCGGAGUUUUCCAGCAGAGCGGGUAUUCUAAGGACGAUGCCAAGCCACAGAUUGAUCUAAUCUUUGGUGUGGGCCAUCCUGCUCACUUCCACUCACUCAACAUGAGACAAAAUCCUCAACAUUACUCGAGCUUACGUUAUUUUGGCUCUUCAUUUAUCUCCAAAUUCCAAGAAGUUGGUGCUGGAGUAUAUUUCAAUCCUUUUGCUGAGAUAAACGGCCAUGAAGUGAAGUACGGCGUUAUCUCGAUGGAAAACCUUUUGAAGGAUUUGGCCACCUGGAAUACGUUUUACAUCGCCGGGAGAAUGCAAAAGCCAGUGAAGAUACUAAGAAACGAUUUGAGAGCCCAAUACUGGAAUCAACUUAACUUGAAAGCUGCAGCUACACUGGCCAAGCAUCUAACCUUGAAAAAAAAUAACGGGAAACUUGACGAGUUUGAAUUCUACAAAGAGAUUGCAGGUUUAAGUUAUGUGGGGGAUAUUAGAUACGACCUCGGUGGUGAGCAUCCGGAUAAAGUGAGCAAUAUUGUGACUAAAAAUUUCCAGAAUUUUGAACAUUACUAUAAACCCAUCUAUAAAGAUGUGGUCCUGAAUGAGUCUCACUACCUACCUCAAGGUUUUACUUUGGAAAACGCUGGCGGUCUCUUGCGAAGCAGAAUUGGUAAGACAAGUGUGUUACAAACGUUGAAGGGCAUCUUCACAGCAGGAGUCACGAAGUCAGUCAAAUACGCUUGGGCAAAGAAACUUAAGACUUUCAAAAAAUAA